Parasteatoda tepidariorum (common house spider) is the source of this 2572-nucleotide messenger RNA. RefSeq lists its product as uncharacterized. Gene Ontology annotation, biological process: regulation of muscle contraction; regulation of potassium ion transport; transmembrane transport. Gene Ontology annotation, molecular function: potassium channel regulator activity; transmembrane transporter activity. NCBI's taxonomy places the organism in Eukaryota, Metazoa, Arthropoda, Arachnida, Araneae, Theridiidae. The record is from RefSeq and is a predicted model, not a curated record. Gene Ontology annotation, cellular component: plasma membrane; striated muscle dense body.
UGCAAUUGACUGUCUGCUUGCACUGUUGACAUUUUCCAGGUGACAGUUUUCAUCAUUACCUUUCCUUUUCUUGACUUAGAUAUUUAAAUGCAACCAUUUAACUUGUUAAUAUGACACACGAAGAGCAUUUCUUUUCAGUUUCUAUUGUUUACAUUGAAAUAUUUCCAUUGGUAUUUCUUACCUUGUAAAUUCCAAUAGAUUUUCAUUAUUUUACAACUGAAGGAAUCCAAAUCCAUAUUUAAGGAAACAAAUGACGUCAGAAUGACGUAUUUGUAGAGAAUUUCAUAUGAAUUUAGUUGUUUUAUUGAGUGUUAUUUUUUUAGGUGAAAUCGCUAUUGAAUAUUUCAACAAUAUUUUUUGAUAAAUUGUUUGACGCAGAAAAUGGGAGAAAACGAUUUUGUGGAAUAUUUAGUAUUUUUACUAAACGCUGACAUAUUUCUGUUGCGUAACUAAGCUAAUAACAUUUAAAAACAGCAUGGAAAAUGAUACAGAAACUGAAGUAUUAAAAGAUGCACCAUUUUUUACUAAUGCUCGGAUUAUUAAAAAUGUUUUGCUGCUAUCAAUUGCAUUUCUAUUAAUAUGUACUUCAGUUGAUGGUUUGCAGAUGUUGCAAAGUACUCUGAAUAGGAAUGAGGGAAUAGGCGUUGUUUCCAUCGCAAUCCAAUUUGCAUUUGGAUGUAUAAUAGCUCUUUUUUUCAUGAAAUAUUCAAUUUUGAAGUUAGGAACUAAAAUGACUUCAACAUUUUGCAUACUAGCUCAUAUACCCAGCACAGUGGCAAAUUUUUAUCCUCACUGGCUGAUCAUGAUUCCUUCUUAUGCAAUUAUGGGUAUUGCAGCUACCCUUUUAUGGGGAUCAAACAGUGCAUACUUAAACGAAAUAUCGAACAAGUACGCUUUUAAUCUCGAAAUUAAGAAGACAUCUCCUGAAAAUGAAUUGAGACGAAAUGAACUCAUCAAUACUUAUGAUAGUAACUGUUUCAAAAAUUUCACGCCAUUGAAUGAUUGCUGUGAAACAGAUUGUCGUAAAUAUUCCAACCUACUUGAACAAUCAGUCUCCUCAAGUACUAAUAAAAAUUGCUGUACUAUACGAACAAUAGAAAAAAAUUCCACAGCAAACUAUAAAAACAUUACUUCAAUAAAAAAUACAAACUAUAAUAUGUCGACUGUGUUCGAGCUUGCCAAUGCAACCAUACAGACUAUUGCCUGUAUGGAUAAAUUAGACACUGUUUCUUCCACAACCAUGCCUGUUAUUAAGUCAUUCAGCUGCAGAAGUAGUUCUUCACUCGAGUUGGAUAAUUCUUCAUAUACAGCAAAUUCCAUAGUUAAGUCUGUAGCUCCUUCAACGACAAACACCAUGGAUAAAUUAAAUAUUAUUUCUUCUGUAAUGAAUCAUAGGGAAAAAUUGGACAGUGAUUUUUCUUCAACAAAUACUGCAGAUAAAACGAACGCUUCUUUAACAACUAAUCUCGGAAAUGAACUAGACGUAGUUAAGAAUCCUUCAGAAAAAUUCGACAAAGCUUCCUUAACAAUAAAUUCCAUCGAUAAGUUAGACAGAACUUUUGACCCAGUACCGAAUUCCAUAAUUCCAGUUUGUUCAACAGCAAAGGCCCAUCAUGAACAAAGCGGCUUUACCUCGCUCUUAGUCGAAUCAACAACUGCAAGAUUCUUUGGUAUUCAUUCUAUGUUUUAUCAGUCUGGACAUAUAUGGAGUAACAUUGUAUCAUUCUAUGUGCUUCAGCGGGGUGUUGUUAAUAAUACUUACAUACAAGACUCGAGUUGCAUGUGCGGCGCGGACUUCUGUAACAUUGAAUCUGAAUGUUUUGAAAUCAACUUAAAAGAGCCAAGUAAAGAAGUGAAAUAUCUACUGAUUUCAAUUUUUUUAGCUUUGAAUAUACUUGCAGUUUUACUUGUUGCUGUUUUCUUAGAUCCGUUGGAAAAUAGAAAGACCACUGUCCAUUAUUCCAUGGAUUUUGCUUUGGCAACAUUUAAUCAGCUAAAAAGACCUUUGCAACUUCUAAUCGUACCUUUAUCCAUCUACAUGGGAAUGUCACAAGGAUUUUUUUAUGCAGAUUACCCAAAGGCUUUCGUCGGUUGUGCGUGGGGUAUGCAUCAUGUUGGUUUAGUGACAAUAACAUUUGGCAUAACAUGUUCUGCGGCCUCUACCUUAUCUGGAUGGUUAGUGAAGCAUCUCGGAAGACGAACAAUUUUCUUGCUGGCCGGGAUAAUGAAUGUUGCUGUUAAUAUUAUCAUGUUGCUAUGGACUCCAGAUUCUAAUCGACCAAUCAUGUUUUUUGUUGUGGCUGGAAUGUGGGGAGUGAUAAUGGGAAGUUUCUGGUCUCAAUUAAAAGCAUUCCAUGGAGUUCUUUUCAAAAAGAAUGAAGAAGCUGCUUUUGGAUGUUAUGAAUUAAGUCAUUCCAUAGGAGCCUGCGUGUCUUUCGCUUGCAGCAACUAUAUUUGUCAGUACAUUAAAAUAUAUAUGUUGUUAUUUGUUUCAUCCAUUGGAUUAAUUGGAUAUCUAGUGGCAGAAAAAAUACGUCCACAAAAUAAAUAAAAUUUUAUUACAAAAAUUGAA